CCAGUGUAUGAAGGCUGCAGGCACUGAGGAGUGCAAACCCACGAAUGCCAUGUUGGACGAGUCGAUACAAACAGAGCCUCUCCUCCAAGGAGGACAUAGACACAGGCUCCAGUGAUGAUCUUCUCAUCCUCACGCCACUGCAGCGAGCAACCCACACCUAAACCCYGGCCAGUGCACAUGUGGAUGGACCCGUCCAGCGAGCUCCAACACAUUUUCUCCUCUGCCAGUCCCACUCAUCAACUCACUGACAAAGUGUGGCGUCUCUCAUCUAUGAGAGCCCAAAGGGUGAAAGAGUUCUUCCAUCUUAAGUGGUGUGAAUGAGACUACAUUUGUUGAUUUCACUUAGCUGGUUUUUCAUUUUCAUGCACAGCCUCUUCAUUUCACACCAGCACCACAGAGAGCGGGAUAAAAAGUUAACUGGGACAGCAGAAAGCUCYAGGGAAUAGAUCAUUAGAUUGGAGUCACUUUCUCAGGCACAAUGCAGUCCGAUGACUUCUUCAUCCGCAAGUUCCGCCGUCARAACGUGCGGCCRCCUAUUGCCGCUGUCAAUUUUGACCCCAAACGGGAGACAAGUGUGGUGGAGUGGCCCCCCAGGAGGGCUGGAGACGGUGCUGAUGCAGACAGCCUCACUCCGAGCUGUGUGGGAUUGACACUGAAGUCAGUGGGGCGGGGCCACAUCAUGCAGAGGAGUAACAGCGAUGUGACUCUGGGAGACUUGGAUUCCUCCGGGAAAUCAAUGGGGAAAAUAGUCCGAAUGGUCGGUAACAAAGUGGGCGUGGGGUCUCAGAGGGACUCAGGUGUGCUGCUGCACAGGGAAUACGGCAGCCUGUCGUCGCUAGAGAGACAAAGUCAAGCCCAGGAKCCGAGUGCAGACGGCCAGGGGCCCUUGAGUCCAAACGCACUGCGCUUCAAAGACCCCUUUCUGCUUCUAGGAUUGCACGAAAACCCUCCAGAGCCUGACAGCUUCUUUCGAGGUCUGUCUGCUUCUGCAGGAGACUCCCACAAACCGGAUAAACCACCAAAGCCUGAAGGUCUGAGUAAAAAGUCUAAACCUACUCCCCCUCAGGUCCUUCAGCCAGGUCCGUACGACAACCUCGGAGGAGGAGCUUGGGUGAGGAACUUUGCCCACUACGAYGUUCAGAGCAUCCUGUUCGACCUGACGGAGGUGGCCACGAACAGAGACAGCAUCGGGCGCAAAAAGAACAUCACCUCCGGGGCCUCCGCUGCCUCCCAGCUCCGCCCCCUCUCCCAGUCCACCCCCUCCCUGCCCGCGCAGGGUGGGGGGAGCAACGGGACGAACGCCGACGACCCCGAGCAGUCGCUGCUGCUGGACGAAGGUGACGGCAACGACAACGAGCUCCUCCUCAGCUGUCCCCACUUCCGCAACGAGACGGGAGGAGAGGAGCAGGUGGGUCUGGGUGGAUCCUCUGGCAGGAGGGGGCUCUGGUCCAGCCUCCGGACCCCCAACGAUGCUGUUUCCGUCCUGGAGGAACCCAGAGAGAGUCACGUCCAGCUGCAGGGCAAGAGCAACUACUUCAUAGAGCACGCYGAUCUGGGAGCUCAUUACUACCGCAAAUACUUCUACAUGAAAGAACACCAGAAUUUCUUUGGGAUCGACGAUCGCCUCGGUCCAGUGGCCAUCAGCUUCCGACGAGAGGAGAAAGAAGGGUCCAGCGGCGCUCAGUACAACUACAGAAUCAUCUUUCGCACCACAGAGAUGAAGACUCUGCGAGGUUCCAUCUUGGAGGAGUCGGUGCCCUCUGCCGCUCGCCACACCACCCCCCGAGGUCUGUCCCCCAAACGGCUGCUGGAGUUCAUCAUGCCUGAACUCAACCUGCACUGCCUUCGCUUGGCCUCCAACUCCCCGAAGGUCCGGGACACCCUGCUCAAGCUGGAUGAACAGGGGCUGAAUUUCCAGAGGAAGGUUGGUGUGAUGUACUGCCGCGCCGGGCAGAGCUCGGAGGAAGACAUGUACAACAACGAGAGCUCCGGGCCGGCGUUCGAAGAGUUCCUGGAUCUGCUGGGAGAGCGGGUGCGACUGAAGGGCUGGGAGAAAUACCGAGCUCAGCUGGAUAACAAGACGGACUCCACUGGAACACAUUCCCUCUACACUCGCUACCAGGACUACGAGAUUAUGUUCCACGUGUCAACAAUGCUCCCCUAUACCUCCAACAACACGCAGCAGCUGCUGAGGAAACGACACAUCGGUAACGACAUCGUGACAAUCGUGUUCCAGGAGCCGGGCGCUCUGCCCUUCACCCCCAAGUCCAUCCGUUCCCAUUUUCAGCACGUCUUCAUCAUUAUUCAGGUCCACGAGCCMGGCACUGAAAACACACAUUACAGGGUGGCUGUGACACGCUCUAAAGACAUCCCAUUAUUUGGUCCUCUGUUCCCAAAGGGUGCGCGCUUCCCUCGGUCGGCCGCCUUCAGGGACUUCCUCCUGGCGAAGGUGGUGAACGCCGAAAACGCCGCGGAGAAGUCCGAGAAGUUCCGCUCCAUGGCCACCCGCACGAGGCAGGAGUACCUGAAGGACCUGGCGGAGAACUACGUGACCACCACGCCCAUCGACUCCUCCACCAAGUUCCCCCUGCUCUCUCUCGGCAGCAAGCGGAAAGACAAGCUGAAGGGCGCCAAAGGAGCCGAGCUGCACAGCGCCGGCGCGCUGGUGUGGGCUGUGGUGGUCAACAGAGAGGAUGAGUGGGAGGCAGGAGAGCGCAAGCUGCCCUGCCUGCUGGGGGUGUCGGCGGAGUCGGUGGUGCUCAUCGAGAGGUGCAGUCGCAGGGUGGUGUUUAACUGUUCCUGCCGGGACGUUAUCGGUUGGAAGGUGGUCACAGAGUCGAAAGAGGGGGGGCCUUGCUUGGAUAUCUUCUAUGAGCGUGGAGAGUCCGUGUCAAUCAGCGUGUUAGAGAGCCAAGCAGAGGAUCUUAAAGAGAUGGUGCAAAGGCUUGAGCUCGUCACACGAGGCUGCGAGGCGCUGGAGGUCAUCCCCCUGCGGGAUGGAGUGGGGCAGCCCGGCUUCCUGAUGAACGAGGAGGGCUUCGUGACAGAGCUGCAGAGGUUCUGCUACGCAGAGAGCGGCGGCCUGCAGCUCUGGGCCCGCGUGGUGAGGCUCUGCGGACACUCCCUGGUUCACCUGAGCUCCGAGGAGAGGACCAGGCUGCUCCGCACCGCGCACAAGAUCCACAUCACCGUCAUCCCACCGGACGAGAACGGUAAACCUCGAAGAAGUUUUGCAGAACUGUACCAGAAAGCCAUCAAAGAUGCAGAAUGCAAGCCGGGCGAGAAUCAGUCAGGAGAGGCCUGGGUGGUGGACGAGAGGGAAGACGGGCAGGAGGAAGAGGAGGAGCGGGCGAUAGACGAAGAGCUAAAGACGGACGAGGUCGAAGAGGUGGAGCUCAUGGAGGUGCAGCUGGAGACAGACGGCGGUGAAGAACYGACGUGUGAUAAAGAUCAGAACGAGGACACUUACACGCUCCUCAUGCCGUCCGCUUUACCUUUACUGAGGGCCACGUCGCUGCAGGACCAACCGGCCAAUCAGAGCCAGGAGAGCAGCGCCUCCCUGCUCCCCCGCAGCCUGUCUCUGGAGAGACAGCUGUCCUACACAGAUACAUGUGAUGGACACAUGUAUGACAACGUGGGGUUGAAACUGGACCCCCACGUCUACGAGAACGUCAGGGAGCUGAAGGACGCCACGCCCGAUCUGAUUCUGGCUGUCAAACCCAAGGUUCCUGUGGAGGACGAGCAGUUCAGAGGCGCCGAGUUUGAUGACGACAGAGCUUCAGCGAGUGACUUGUCUCUCUCGUCUUCCCGGCUGUCAAGUGUCGACCGAGCUGAAAGAAACUCACGAGCCCUGAGUCUUCAUAACUCCAUCACCAAAAUUCUCUCUGAGACCACAGAUUCGACCGAGGAGGAGUGGCAGUCCAUCGCUGACCUGGCGACGGCGUGCCGCAGCAUCCUGGAGGCUCUGUCACGAGAGGACCGGAAAGCUGGCGAUCCCUCUCAGGCAGGAACGGAUCAGACUGAUGGCAAGCUGAAGGACUUGAAGGACAGCGACUCUCCCGGCCACCUGGAGGAGAAGGUGUCGCAGCUGGAGUCCAUGCUGAAGAAGCUGCAAGACGACCUGCAAAAGGAGAAGGAGGACAAGGCGGUGCUGCAAGCCGAGGUGCAGAGCCUCAGGCAGAACAACCAGCGGCUGCAGGAGGAGUCGCAGAGCACAGUGGCCCGGCUCAUCAAAGUCACUGAGCUGCUAUGCAACGUCAACAAGCCCUGUUAGCCUCCCUGCUGCAAAACCCACGCAAACCGUCCAGUGCACUUCAACAGCCCCUAAUUCUGAUCGAAAGUAACACGAUUACCACUCUCUGCUGAAGCAGGGAACCUUCCAGCUGGAUGUAAAAGUCCAAAAAGAGAGAGAGAAUAAAAAGAUACAAUCAGCAUCCCUUGAUUCACAGACAGACCAGCACAGGCGGCUGUCUUGGUGCGCUGUGCCAGAGUUCUUCACUGGUGUGUGUGUGUGUGUGUGCGUGCGUGCGUGUGUGUGUGUGCGUGCUUCAGAUACUUGAAAAGCUCUGCUGAGUAGCACUUACAUAGAAAGUGGCAAUUAAUUCUGAGCGGCACUGUAUAGCAUGUUUUACGGUGUCUUACCAUGAAAUGACCAAAAGUGUACAUAUCUAUAUAAGACGAUCCAGUAUCAGCAGUAAUAUAUGUGAGUAGUAAUGCUUCUCUUCUCUGUCGGACAUGUAGUUGCAGUUUCUGAGUGUGGUUUCGUGCUGUGGAAGGCUGGAAUGUGUAAAACGAAAUAUUAAAUAAAAAGUUAMGUGACAUUUACGAGCCUGUGGGCAGCCUUCUACUUGAAACGAUGUAACGAUGCUUACUGACUCGCCUCCGAGCGAGGUCUGUGAUGUAAAAAAAACAAAAAAAACGUCUUUCUCUUCUCUCUUCAGUAGUACUGUAUUUAAAUGAUGUCUUUAGGAAGAGACGACGGGGGAAAACAGGCGAGAAAAGGUCAAAAAUGAACUCUUGGACAUAUGUUUAAAAAAAUGGGGACCGUGGGGGGAAAAGGUUAUACCUCUCCUGAAGACGCAGACUCUGGCAGGAAAGAACUGCUUCCUUCCACGACUGCCUGUAGCUGUUAUCUUCUAACCUCAUUACUGUAGCAGCCAUAUACUGUAGAAGAUCUCCUCCUGCUGGUCUGAACCACUGAACGCCAAAACAGGCAAACUWUAUUUUAUUUUUAUCAGCUGGCAAAAUAGCUUUAGGUGUGUUGGAGGAAAAAAAAAGCAACUGGAAGUGGUGUUGAAAUGCAGAAUAUUGUAUUUAAAGAUGUUUAUGUCUUUGGCUUGAGAGUUAUGUGUUAUUCUUGCACCUUUUUUUUUKWUUUGUUUUGUUAAACYUCCACACAAUUAAGGCACACUGGACACUUGGACAGUCUCUCCCCCUCAGUGCGAACGGACAAAGGCCUGCUGAUGACAAACUGCUCRCCUGAACGGGCAGACGCCAAACGUCACUCAAACUCUGCCGUUUUUCUUGUACAAACUUCCUCCUGUAAUUUUAUUUUAGAGUCACUGUGAAUAACUGGUACCAGCAUUAAAACAACAACAAAAGAUUAAAUUGUGUGAAGAUACUG
This is a messenger RNA of Austrofundulus limnaeus, 5623 nucleotides long. It is a transcript of the gene sipa1, whose product is annotated as signal-induced proliferation-associated 1. NCBI's taxonomy places the organism in Eukaryota, Metazoa, Chordata, Actinopteri, Cyprinodontiformes, Rivulidae. The coding region runs from base 479 to 4273 and encodes 1264 amino acids. Gene Ontology annotation, molecular function: GTPase activator activity. Gene Ontology annotation, cellular component: cytoplasm. The record is from RefSeq and is a predicted model, not a curated record. Gene Ontology annotation, biological process: regulation of small GTPase mediated signal transduction. The transcript has 15 exons.